GAAAAACAAGCGCUCCCUCGCAUCACACUCCGAAGUUGAGGCCUCUUACGGAAGUUACUUUGCUUAAAAAAACAGCUAAGUUUAUCCAAUCCUCUCUGAAUUUGCUGUUUUAUGUGUAUAUGUCUCAGUAAAUACCGACGGAAACAGAACAUGUCCUAAGAAAACCUAUUUUUAUCAGUUAAAAGUGAAACAAACCUCAGCUUUUACUACGACGGAUAACCCGGAAGUCGUAGCGUGACAUAAGCCAUGUACCUAGCACAGUUAGCUAGCUUCUGAGCUAGUUAACGAGUUGUUGUUGUUGUUUUCAGGGAUUGUCUUUAGUUAUUAUUCUGCUUAUCAGCGAAUAUUUCUGAGUAGAUCUUAGAAGGUAUUGGCCAUGGACGACGAAAGCUACCCAAGAACCCUGUAUGUGGGAAACCUGUCCAGGGAUGUUACAGAGAUCCUGAUUUUACAGCUCUUCACCCAGAUAGGACCCUGCAAAAGCUGCAAGAUGAUCACAGAGCACACAAGCAAUGACCCAUAUUGCUUUGUGGAGUUCUACGAGCGCAGAGAUGCAGCUGCAGCCCUGGCAGCCAUGAAUGGCAGGAAGAUACUAGGAAAGGAAGUUAAAGUCAACUGGGCAACCACCCCUAGUAGCCAGAAGAAAGACACCUCCAAUCACUAUCAUGUUUUUGUGGGUGAUUUGAAUCCAGAGAUUACUACUGAUGAUGUCAGGGCUGCAUUUUCACCUUUCGGGGCAAUCUCAGAUGCUCGUGUCGUGAAGGACAUUACAACUGGCAAAUCAAAAGGGUAUGGAUUUGUGUCCUUCUACAACAAACUGGAUGCAGAAAAUGCGAUUUCUCACAUGGCGGGUCAGUGGCUCGGAGGGCGGCAGAUCAGGACAAACUGGGCGACGCGUAAACCUCCGGCCCCAAAAAGUGCUCAGGACAACGGCUCAAAGCAGCUGAGGUUCGAUGACGUGGUGAAUCAGUCGAGUCCACAGAACUGCACGGUGUACUGCGGCGGGAUCCAGUCGGGUCUCACAGAACAUCUGAUACGACAGACGUUUUCACCAUUUGGUCAAAUCAUGGAGGUCAGGGUGUUUCCAGAGAAAGGAUAUUCCUUCAUCAGGUUCUCCACCCAUGACAGCGCUGCGCACGCCAUCGUCUCUGUAAACGGGACCGUCAUUGAGGGACAGAUGGUGAAGUGCUACUGGGGCAAAGAGUCUCCUGACAUGGCAAAAAGCUCGCAGCAGGUGGAUUACAGCCAGUGGGGCCAGUGGAGCCAGGUGUACGGAGACCCGCAGCCGCAGCAGCAGCCGUACGGCCAGUACAUGGCCAACGGCUGGCAGGUUCCCUCCUACAACAUGUACGGACAGACAUGGAGCCAGCAGGGAUACGGAGCCGAGCAGUCGCAGUCGGCAGCCUGGAUGGGCGGCUACGCUUCGGCCCCGACGCCUCCUGACACCGUCGUUUCCAACGUGGGGAAUUUCAACAUGGCCGGCUACCAGAUGCAGUGAGACGUUUCCGACCCGAACACACCACCAAGGGAAAAAACAAAAACAAAACGGCACUUUUCUUCUGGACGGAAACGAGAGAACAGGAGUCGUAUUUAUACAGAGUUUGGUCGUUAACAACCGGUUUUAUAAGUCACUCUCCUCCUGACUCAGACUUUGUUUAUAUGGUGAUUAUUUACAAUUUUGAUGUUUUGGAAAAGGAAAACCAAAGCCGCUAACCUGGCUUGAAUAUCGAAGGAUAAACCAAAAGUUUAAACAUUUGAAAUCCAAACAGAAAAACGUCAAAGUCACAAAUUUUGCUGUUUUUAAAUCCAAAACUUGACAUUUUGAAACACUUUGGGAAUGUGAUAAAUUUAGCAGCAUGAAUGUUAAAUAAUCCUCCCUCCCAGUCUGGAAAUGUUUUUAGAAAUAUAUUCUAGUGGAUUUAUUAAUCGGGAUGUUUUUCUAAAACAGAACAAACUUUUCAGUUUUUCCUUUUCAUGUCGGGUUUUGACGCAGUUUUGCAUAAAUAAAUAAAUCGUUUUUGAAGAUUAUUAUACAGCUGCUUGGUGUUGCUCUUUAAAAUAUGUCGGAAAUAUAAGUGGGAUUUUUGUUUUCCUGAAUAAAGUUUGUGUACGAAGGAAUCCUAAGAAGGCCAUCUUUUUAAAGGAGUUUAUGUUCAUCUUUUGCAGUGGAGGGCUUGUCGUUUUCAGACGUUGAUGGUUUUAUUUUGGAUGAUGAUGCAGCCGAGUUUGAAUUUAUGCUGUUGAAUCUGGAAAAGGCUGCAUCUUUAUAGUCCCUGUGUAAAUUACAUUAAAACCUGGUAGAGGUGACAGGCUUGUUGCUCAUUUUGAAGCCGUGUGGUCAGAGGAGCUCUCUCUCUUUAAAUGUUGAUUUCUGGUUGGCAGCAGGAUUUAUUUAAUUUUCAUUUGAUGCUGACAAAAUUUAGCAAGAUUUUUUUUUGUUCUUUUAAAACAUUUUAAUUUCUAGUAUAAGAUAAUUACUUGAAUCCUGCUGUUUUGGGUUUUACUUGUGCUUUCCUGCAUGGCGUGUCAGAAUUUAAAGGGCAUAUAUCAGCAUUUUCACCAGGAAGAUUAAUUAAUUUCCAUGAUAAAAAUUGAGAAAGAAAACUUAGAAGUUGCUGAAAAGUGAUGAGAAGUCUCCAUCUUGAAUUUAGAUAAAAUGAAUAUUUAUAUGGUGAUUUUUGAGGUACAUUGGAGACUCAGCCAACCGGCAACCUACCUUGGGGUUUAUCUGCUCUUUCUCUAAUUCACCACAUAAACAAAAUAUAGACCAGAAAUUUUGCCAGCUGAUGUGAUUCUAACCAGAAUAAAUGUACAGUGAUUGUGCAAGCCUCACUUUUUCCACAUAAAAAACAGAGUUUCUGUCUUUUACUACGAUGUGUUGAGACACACCAGUCAAACUCUAGAGGUUUACCUCCAGGUUUGUUAUUUGUAAACCAAGUUCUUUAGACCUAAAAGUGCUGGAUAAGAGGAAUAAAGUUUAAUUUUGAAGCUAACUAUCAGGGCUAAACAUGCAUGGGGAACGUUUGGGGAUUUAAUUUGACCUGCAGAAAUCACUAAACAUAUUUAAUUUCUGGGUAAACUUUAUGCUCACAAACAACCAUGUCCACCUUAGCAGCGAUCCGUCUUGUCCGGGUUAUAAACUCUGUUGUGUCAUCUUACUUUAUUCCUUUAAUUUAUUUCAUAAUACUAAAAAUAAAACACAUCCAAUUCAACAUGUUCCUCUUUUUAAACCAAACAGUUUCUCCAGUAAAAAACGUAAAAACUGAACAUCACAGCUUCCAUAUAUGGUAUUCACUUCCUGUUUAAGAGCAGUGUGGUUACCAAUGUAUUUUUAUUGACAAAAAUCCUUUUAAAAAUGUGGUGGAGGGUUCUUGUUUUCAGUUUUUGUAGAUCUGCUGUAUGAUAUGUGCCCUUUAAAAAGCUAAUUUGAUCGAAAUGUUUUGGUUCUUUUCAGUUUUGAAGUGUUCAAGGACUCGUAAACCAUUAUAAAAUGUACAUAAUGUUGAUUAACACCCUCUAGAAGAAUAUUCUUUUUGAAUAUUUUAGCAGCAUAAUUUAUGAAUACGCCUUAAUUAAUUUGUUAAUAAAGUCAAACGGCCGAUUUGUUUGGAAAACGUUGAAUUUUUCCUGGUAUUUAUGUGUGUGUGCCAUUUCCUGUGUGCGGCAGGAAGCGGCUGAGCUGCUCAAACGAAUCGCUUCGGACGUGAAUGUAAUUAUUUCUUGGAGCUGUUGACGUUAGCGGAAAAGGAAACUCGGUCACUUCAAAUAAAGGAGCAUUUGUA
Molecule: messenger RNA, 3782 nt
Organism: Gambusia affinis (western mosquitofish)
Lineage: Eukaryota; Metazoa; Chordata; Actinopteri; Cyprinodontiformes; Poeciliidae
Gene: tial1
Product: TIA1 cytotoxic granule-associated RNA binding protein-like 1
Exons: 12
Coding region: 377-1498 (373 amino acids)
Molecular function (GO): RNA binding
Source: RefSeq, a predicted model, not a curated record